Molecule: messenger RNA, 1566 nt
Organism: Colletotrichum siamense
Lineage: Eukaryota; Fungi; Ascomycota; Sordariomycetes; Glomerellales; Glomerellaceae
Gene: ecdC-0
Product: Major facilitator-type transporter ecdC
Exons: 5
Coding region: 1-1566 (521 amino acids)
Biological process (GO): transmembrane transport; carbohydrate transport
Cellular component (GO): membrane
Molecular function (GO): carbohydrate:proton symporter activity
Source: RefSeq, a predicted model, not a curated record
AUGGCGGACACGAAGGCCGAACCCACGGUCCAACAUGAAGACAAGCAGCGUUCCGAACAGCUUGAGGACGUGAAUGUCGCAGCUGCGGCCGCGCUUCCAACAACUGCGGUCAACGACAAGCUCACAUUCGCUGAUUUCUGGGACAACAAGCGCGUUUUGGGUUUCUGUUUGAUGAUUUACCUUCUGCCGAUUAAUUUCGGAUAUGAAGUCACCACGAUCGGGAAAUUGCUCGCAGUCACACCCUUUGCUAAAAGAUUUGGUCACGAAGUCGGCGGAAAAUGGGUUGUCGCAGCCCGCGACCAACAAAUUCUCAACGCCGGCGGUACAAUCGGUAUUUUCGUCUCGGCAUUCGCAACAGGCAUCGUCAGCGACUUCAUCGGCCGCAAGCGAACCAUCAUCAUCGCCUGCUUCAUCUGCGUGGGUGGUAUCAUCCUCCAAUACUUCAGCACGACCGUUCUCAUGUUGUUCGGCGGCAAGACCGUUGCCACUUUCGGAUUCGGUCUGGGCCAUUCGCUAGGCCCGGUGUUUGUUGCUGAGCUGGCCCCGGUCAAGAUGCGUGGUGUGUGCCUCGUGUUGGUCAACACGAUGAUCACUAUCGGCCAGUGGCUCAACUCAGUGACGGUGCUGGGGACUUAUCCCCCCGGCCUGCUUCUCCUUGGUCUUCCUUUCCUUCCGGAGUCCCCGAGUUGGCUCCUCAUCAAGGGCCGCCGGGAGGAGGCAGCCAACUCAUACCGACGAUUCAACGGACCCAAGUUUGAUGUUGAUGGGGCUAUGGCUGUAGCAACAGUUGCCAUUGCCAAAGAGCAGGAGGCCAAGAAGGAGCAAGAGUCCAGCCGCUGGCUUGAUUGCUUCAAGGGCUCGAACGGGCGCCGCACUCUCAUCAUUGUCAUGGUGUAUCUCGCGCAACAGGCGAUCGGCGUGAAUUUUGUUAGCGGUUAUUUGACGUAUUACUUCCGUCUUGCCGGAGUCAACAACCCCUUGGCGAUCGGCCAAGCCGCCUACGCGAUCCAGUUUGUCGGUAACAUGACAUCAUGGCCGCUGGUCGACAGAUACGGACGACGUCCCUUGAUCGUUGGCGGUGUCUGUACAAUGACCGCUCUUCUGCUCCUUAUCGGCGGCAUCAGCACCAUCGGCACUCAAACAUCUCUGUCAGCGACAGUGGCUUUCAUGGUGAUCUGGGGAUACUUGUACCAGGCGACGCUUGGCGCCGUUGCGUACUCUGUCGGCGGCGAAACUGCGAGUGUGCAACUCCGUCAAAAAACCUACAGCAUCAACAUCAUGUGCUCGACUGCGGCGUCUUGCCUGGUGCAGCAGGUGAUGCCCUAUUUGAUUAACACGGAUCAACUUAACCUGGGCGGGAAGGUCUGCUUCAUCUUUUUCGGCCUGUCUCUGCCCAUGUGCGUCUGGCUCUACUUCUACUUCCCCGAGAUGAAGGGUCGCAAUUACGCUGAAAUCCAAGAGAUGUUCAGCAACAACGUGCCGGCGCGCAAGUUCAAGACGUACGUGUGCGAAGUCAGCGCCGGGGGCCAGGCACAGGAGAAGAAGCUGCAAGAGGAGGAGGCAUGA